Nezara viridula (southern green stink bug) is the source of this 1701-nucleotide messenger RNA. The record is from the annotation of a GenBank genome assembly. NCBI's taxonomy places the organism in Eukaryota, Metazoa, Arthropoda, Insecta, Hemiptera, Pentatomidae.
AUGGAAAUACCCGAGACAGAUUGCGAAGUCGUAGAAGAAUAUGUUCUCCCUUGUACUCCUGAGGAAGAGAACAUUUAUGAAGAGUCUCCUCCAAUAGAAGGUGAAGAGUGGAUGGUGGUUGAUACCGAGGAAGUUGUACAGUCAGAAGAAAAACAGACACCUGCAGUGUUGAGUGAACAACGUCCGUUACAUUUUGACGGUAGAAUCAUUUGGCUUAGAACAGAUUCCGAGAUUGUCGAAUAUGUAGAAUGUGAUCAAGAAGUAGAAAUUGAAACUACCGAGGUUGCUCCAGAAAUCAAAGAAGAUACAUCUAGCCUAGAAUCAAACACAGCUGGCAAAUUUGGAAAUUCUGACAUUGAAUAUGAAGAUGAUUCCCAAGAUGAUGACUGGGUUAACCAGUCACCUAAUAAAGACAAAAUAACAAAAGUUUCCAGAUCCAAAAGUUUAGAUAUAGUCUGCUAUAGCUGUGGAAAACAAUUUGAUUGUUUGAGUUCGCUACAAGAUCAUGCCAGAGCAAAUGGGACAAGACAGGCAAGAGACAUUGGCAGAGAGCCUGUUUGGAAAAAACAUACAUGCUGCAUUUGUGGUUAUACUACUGAAAAAAUUUGGAGCCUCAAGACUCAUAUCACUUCUAUUCAUGAGGGUAAAAGGCCCUUUGUUUGCCCUCAUUGUGAAUACAGUUGUACUCAGUUAGGAAAUCUAAGGUCUCACAUUAGAUCUCAACAUACCAAAGAGAAACCAUUUGCAUGUAAAGAAUGCGACUACAGGGCAACUGGCUCAGCAGCCCUGAAGCGACAUGUCAUGUAUAAACAUACAAAAGAAAAACCAUAUCAGUGUAAUCACUGUAUUUUUAAAGGAACAACAUCAGCUGCUCUUAAAUGUCAUGUGAUGUCAGUUCAUACUAAAGAAAGGCCAUAUGGUUGUGAAUAUUGUGACUACAGAGCUUCACAAUAUGGGGCUUGGAAACAACAUGUUUUAAAUGCACACACAAAGGAGAAACCAUACCACUGCACACAUUGUGACUAUAGUUCGACCAAGUUUGAUGCGUUACAGACACAUAUCAAAAAUAAGCAUAAUGUUUAUGAACCAUCUUUCCAGUGUCCUCAUUGUGACUUAAUACUUAGUCAUACAACAUUACUUGUUGCUCACAUGCAAGAAUUUCACUCUGAUAAUAUUAGUAGCCACCACUGCCCCUAUUGCGAGCAUAUUGCUGAAUCAGAAGAAGCCAUUAAGGAACAUAUUCAUAUAAAACAUGCUCAGAAAAAGUCUCAGCAGUGUCCAUUUUGUGGUGUUACAGCUUUGAGUUUCGGUGGCUUAAAACGUCACAUUAAAGUAGUUCAUGUGAAACACAAAUAUUAUGUAUGUGUUUAUUGCAACUACAGGGCCUCGUUACCUGAAGAUUUGGAAGGUCAUGUUUCAAUAACACAUGCUGAAGAAAAGAAAAAGCUUUGUUGUUGUCAGUGUGAUUUCAGGGCCAAUACUUAUGCUGAACUUACUAACCAUAUUAUGUCAGAACAUUUGAAACAUAACCCUUGCCAGUGCCCAUUUUGUUCACAUAUUGAUACUUCAAGUGAAGGCCUUGCUACUCAUAUUCGUUCUGUGCAUGCAAAACAAAAAAUGUACAGGUGUCCUCAUUGUGAUUUCAGUACUGCUUCUAGUCAACAGGAUGUACAAAAUCACAUAAUGACUGUACACGAAUAA